CGCUCCAUUGCCGUUAGCAGCAGCGGCGCGCGCGCGCGGCCCUCCCGGCGAACGUUCCGUCCCCAGCGGCGCGCGCGGCCCUCCCGGGGAACGUUACACCAGCGGCGCGCGGGCCCCGCGUGCAGCUGGAGCCGGGAGAAGCGAGGAGCGGGAAGGGGGGAGCGGCCGCCAUGUCGGGCUCGGCGGCCUCGGCCGAGGCGGGCGGCCCCGGCGGGGAGAAGCGGCCCGAGGCGCUGGAGCUGCUGGAGAAGUGCGGCGUGUGCCGCGAGCGGCUGCGGGCCGAGCGGGAGCCCCGCCUGCUGCCCUGCCUCCACUCCGUCUGCCGGGAGUGCCUGCGGGCCGAGCCGGCCGCCGCCGCCGACGGGGAGGCCGCCAACAACAAAGAGGGACAAGUAGUGGACUGCCCUGUGUGCAAACACCAGUGUUACCUCAAGGACAUCGUGGAGAACUACUUCCUGAGAGACAGCGGGGCGGAUGCAGCCACAGACAGCAAGGAUGCCAACCAGUGCUGCACCAGCUGUGAUGACAACGCCCCUGCUACCAGCUACUGUGUGGAGUGCUCAGAGCCGCUGUGUGAGACGUGUGUGGAAGCCCACCAGAGGGUGAAGUACACCAAGGACCACACAGUCAGAUCCACAGGCCCUUCGAAGUCAAAAGAGGGUGAGCGCACAGUCUACUGCUCCGUGCACAAGCAUGAGCCCCUGGUGCUGUUCUGUGAUACCUGUGACACUCUGACCUGUCGGGACUGCCAGCUCAAUGCCCACAAGGAUCACCAAUACCAGUUCUUGGAGGAUGCUGUCAGGAAUCAGCGUAAGAUGCUGGCUGCGCUGGUGAAGCGUCUGGGGGACAAGCACGCCAACCUGCAGAAAUCCACCAAGGAAGUGCGCACCUCGAUCCGGCAGGUGACGGAUGUGCAGAAGCGGGUGCAGGUGGAUGUGAAGAUGGCCAUCCUGCAAAUCAUGAAGGAGCUCAACAAGCGGGGCAAGGUGCUGGUCAAUGACGCACAGAAAGUGACCGAGGGGCAGCAGGAGAAGCUGGAGCGCCAGCACUGGGCCAUGACAAAGUUGCAGCGCCAUCAGGAGCACAUCCUGCGUUUCGCCUCCUGGGCCCUGGAGAGUGACAACAACACUGCCCUGCUGCUUUCCAAGAAACUGAUCUACUUCCAGCUGCAUCGUGCCCUCAAGAUGAUUGUAGACCCUGUGGAACCCCAGGGGGACAUGAAGUUCCAGUGGGAUCUUAAUGCCUGGACCAAGAGUGCGGAGACCUUCGGAACAAUAGUCUCGGAGCGGAGCGGCACCCUGCAGGCCACAGCCCCCAACGCGCAGAUCCAGCGUGCUAACGCCACCGGCCCGGCGGCUGCAGGAGGAGGGGUGAAACCGGUCUCCGGCACUCCUCAGGUACUGGCUCCUCUUACGAAUGCCCCUUCCAUGGUCCCGAACCGGCCCGAGGCUGCUGUCUCCCAGAGCCAGCCUCCGCCUCUGCAGCCGCCAGUGCAGCCCACCCGGAUCCUCACGGACCCCGUGGUUAAGAGUGGUGCCGGCAGCACCUACGUACAGCCCAUGCAGCUCCAGUUGGUGCAACCCCGCGGUCUCCUACAGAUGAACGGCCAGCAGCAAGUCAUGGGCCAGCUGGUACUCCUGCCUCAGGUCAAUGGGACUCAGGGCGUGCAACAAGUCUCGGUGCAGUCCACCAUCGUCAGCAAGGGACAGCUGGCCCCAGGAGCCCUGCUGCAGCCCAUAGUCUCUCCCAACAGCCAGGCAGACUGCUUCAUCAGUGAGGGUAGCGCCCCAGCAUCCUCCGCUGUGCAGCCCAUGGACACCCAGGAGGAAGGCAUUGGAGACCUGGCAGACAGCACUGAGGCCCACGUAUCGGGAAUGAAGAGGCCCAGGCCUUCGGACGGCAAUGUCAUGCGCAAGGUGCCGCGGGUGAGCCUGGAGCGGCUGGACCUGGACCUGACUGCCGACAGCCAGCCGCCUGUCUUCAAGGUCUUCCCCGGCAACAGUAACGAGGACUACAACCUGAUCGUCAUUGAGCGUGGGGCCCAGCAGGCUGCCGCCCAGGCCCCCAGCACCACCCUGCCCGGAGCCAUAGUCAAGGAGGAGCAGAUGGAGGCAGCAAUAGACUGUCCAGCAGAGGAGCCCAGAGACACCAAGCCCAUUGUCCUGCCCCAGGAUGUCCUGGCCGCAGAGGGCUCCGUAUCCCGCCUCAUCUCCCCCAGUGGCAGCAUCGGCUCCAGUCUGGAUGUGACGCCAGGCCAGAGCCAGGAGGGGGCCCUGGAGUCGGCCAAUGCUGCCCACUGCAGAGUGUGCCGGAAGGCGGGCUCCGUUGUGAUGUGUAACCAGUGUGAGCAGUGCUACCAUUUGGACUGCCACCUCCCGGUGCUUCAGGAGAUCCCCAGUCAGGAGUGGAAGUGCCUGCUGUGCCAGGAACUGCCGGCGCCUGGUGAGGAGGACGGCACCAACUUCUCCACCUCAGAAGAUGACGAGGGCCCCAAUAAACUCUCCCCCUUGGAGCAGAGGAAGUGUGAGCGUGUCCUGCUGGAGCUGCUGUGCCAUGAGCCGUGCCGGCCUCUCCACCGGCUUUCGACCGCCACUGAGGGUCAGGACACCAUCGACCUGACUCUGAUCCGAGCCAAGCUGCAGGAGAAGCUCUCCCCACCCUACAGCUCCUCCGAGGAGUUUGCCCAGGAUGUCUGGCGGAUGAUCAAGCAGUUUAACAAGCUGACGGAGGACAAGGAGGAUGUCCAGUCCAUCAUCGGGCUGCAGCGCUUCUUUGAGGCCAAGUGGAGCGCCUCCUUCGGUGACCGGAAGUUCUCCUCUGCGCUGGUGGAGCCCAUCCCGCUGGAUGAGCAGCGGAGUGAGAGUGGCAGCAGCUUCACCCAUCGCAGCUCCCCUGCCGGCUCCCUGGGCGAGGCCCCCGCUGUCUCGGCAGGUGCUGGGGAGGAGGAGUGAGGGGCUGGCCUGCAUUGACCGGAGCAGCCGCCCAGUGUCCCACAGGCAAUGACCAAAAGCGCCUGGGACUCGCCCAUUGCCCCUGGUCGCAUGGCAGCAGCGGGAUGUCCUGCCCCCCACUCCAGUUGAAAUUGUUUUGUUGAUGGGGAGCCCUCUCCUCCCCAUGCCCGUUCCUCUCUGCCAGGAAGUCGUCACACAUGGUUUGCAUUGAGGGUCACACACCUGCCUCCUGCUCCGGCACUGCCCUCUGCCUUGACUGCAGGUGGGCGGCAUGCACACAGGCUCCCCCAUCUUUCCUCUUUCAGGCCAGGGUGGGUGGGGGGAGCUAUCUGCAGGCAGGGUCAGGCUGGGGGGUCAUGGCUGGGUUUGGUGGAGUGCUAGGCAUUGGGCCCUCAUCCUUGCCCGUGCUGGGGACCUAGCCCAGCACCUGGGCUCACCUGCCCUGAUUGUGGGGUGCUUGGCAGAGGUGCAUGGGAUCUUGGGGUGAUUGUAGGGGGGGCUCUGUGGGGGCAGGGGGCUCAGUGAGGAAAAGGCUGGCGGCGUUGGUUCCCAACAGUUUGUCUUGCUGGGAAGCUCCCUGGGUUUGCCCUCGUGCUCCAUGUUCAUCUCAACAUCCCCUGCACAAGCCUUUCCCUUCAAAGCUAUUCCAAGCCACUGUCGGCGCUCUAGCUGUGUCCCUUCUCUCCCCUCCCCCUGCUUGCAAUGCCAGUGUGCUCCCUCCCCUCACCCGUGCCAGGGGAAGCUGCGGUUCAGUGGUUUUGUAACUGAUGCCCGAGGUGGGACCAUUCCGAGUCCUCUACUUGUCCUGCAGGGCAGCCACUUUCUGGCCUGGUUCUUUGUCUCUCUCCAGCGUGCAACAGGAUCCCAGGCUGGGCUUUGCUUGUAUAUUUUAGAUGGCUUCUUUCGUGUCCCCGAUAACUGUUUGCGACCUGUGCGAUGGAAACUUGUUUCUCUGAGAACGGAAUAAAUCUUGAGUUUUAUGUA
Dermochelys coriacea (leatherback sea turtle) is the source of this 3935-nucleotide messenger RNA. It is a transcript of the gene TRIM28, whose product is annotated as tripartite motif containing 28. Bases 171 to 2951 code for a protein of 926 amino acids. The transcript is spliced from 18 exons. NCBI's taxonomy places the organism in Eukaryota, Metazoa, Chordata, Testudines, Dermochelyidae. The record is from RefSeq and is a predicted model, not a curated record. Gene Ontology annotation, molecular function: transcription corepressor activity; protein binding; zinc ion binding.